AUGAUUGCUUUGCAUAACUAUAAAGAAGAACAUUGCAUUAAAAAUAUUUGCUGCAUUUUCAAUUUUUCUCAAUACAUACUCUCGAUCUUCUCAAUUAGAAUAAUUAUCAUUCCUAUUUGCUGGUUUUCGAAAUAG
Brugia malayi is the source of this 135-nucleotide messenger RNA. RefSeq lists its product as uncharacterized. The coding region runs from base 1 to 135 and encodes 44 amino acids. The record is from RefSeq and is a predicted model, not a curated record. Lineage: Eukaryota; Metazoa; Nematoda; Chromadorea; Rhabditida; Onchocercidae. The transcript has a single exon.